AUGGCUGACAUGAACUCCAUUUUCGAAUCUCUGCAGCCGAUAGUGGAACAACUGAAGGACAUGCAACCCUUUCUUCCGACAUAUGCGCAUCUCAUCGUAUCCGCCCUUAUACCGAUCUAUACAGGAGCUCAUGCUUCUUUAUCGCGUCCCUCAUCAGCGGCCAAAGCAGAGAAAAAGUCCAAAGCCGAGACUGAUUCCGAAGACGAGGAGGAGGAUGAGGGAAAGGACACAGGCAGCAAGAUGGAAGGACUGGAGCCCUCAGAUGCUCUGAUGUUCCCGUUGAUGKCAGGCUUGACUCUGGGUAGCCUAUACUUGAUCAUCAAGUGGCUGAAAGACCCCAGCAUUCUGAACAAGAUUCUGAGCUUCUACUUUUCGCAAAUGGGCCUUUUCUUUGCUGUCGCAGCCAUCGUGCACGAGAAAAGCUCAGAUACCGCAAGCCCCAUCGAACGGACAUCUCCCCUGCCAGGCUUUUUCGGCGCCAUUCCACUACCUGUCACGAUUCGAAACUCAUUCUGGGGUCUGCGUGCCGUCGCAUAUCAAAAGGUACACCUUCGAAUUAAAGCACUAAAUUCCUUUAAAGCUAAGGUGCGAUUCGAUAUGCUGGAUGUUACUGCAGCCGUUACUGCUCUGAUUGCCGUCACUUAUUUCGCCUUUUUCGCGAAGCCAUGGUGGUUGACAAACCUGUUAGGUUUCAGCUUCUGCUAUGGCUCGCUACAAGUUAUAUCGCCAUCAACAUUUACAACGGGCUCCUUGAUCUUAGCAUCACUGUUUUUCUACGAUAUUUACUUUGUCUUCUUCACCCCACUGAUGGUGACUGUGGCUACGAAGCUCGAUGUUCCUAUUAAAAUGGUGUUUCCUCGUCCGACCGGCCCUAAUGAAGACCCCAACGAGUUAUCUCUUGCUAUGCUAGGACUUGGUGAUAUUGUGGUUCCCGGUAUGAUGAUUGGCCUCGCUUUGAGGUUCGAUCUUUUCUUGUACUACAAGUACAAGAGCAUGAUGUUGUCGAAAAAGGAGUCUUCAGUAGAAGGUACUGAAAAGGCGAUCUAUCAGCGAGCAACCGGUGGAUGGGGAGAGCGAUUCUGGACACGCUCGAAUUCUUCGUCUUUUCCCAAACCGUACUUUUACGCCAGCAUUGUCGGCUAUAUCAGCGGCAUGGUAGCCACCUUGGUUGCCAUGCAAUUUUCUCAGCACGCCCAGCCCGCACUUCUCUACCUAGUACCUGGUGUCCUCAUUUUCCUGUGGAGCACUGCUUACUUCAGGAAUGAGCUCGACUCUAUGUGGUCGUUCUCAGAUAUGAUGGAGGACGAAGAUCCCAAGGAGAAUACCGAGGAAGACAAAGAAAAAGAGAGAAAGAAGACUACCACCAAAGCUGGACUCUUCUCCCGCAUCUGGUCAGGGGACCUGAAGCCUCAACUUGAUAAUGUCGAAGUCAAGAGAGACGACGAACAGGCGACAGAAAAGUCACUUGUUGAAAAGCCGUCUAGUAGCGAGGAGACGCCCGAGGGUUCACCAGAUGAUUCUGUUCCUCCAAAGACAGACGAGGAAGACGAGAAGUGUUUGUUCUCUAUGUCUAUCUCAGUGCCACGGCAAAAGGCAUAA
Talaromyces amestolkiae is the source of this 1599-nucleotide messenger RNA. RefSeq lists its product as uncharacterized. The record is from RefSeq and is a predicted model, not a curated record. Gene Ontology annotation, biological process: membrane protein proteolysis. Gene Ontology annotation, cellular component: cytoplasmic side of endoplasmic reticulum membrane; membrane; lumenal side of endoplasmic reticulum membrane. Gene Ontology annotation, molecular function: aspartic endopeptidase activity, intramembrane cleaving. NCBI's taxonomy places the organism in Eukaryota, Fungi, Ascomycota, Eurotiomycetes, Eurotiales, Trichocomaceae. Bases 1 to 1599 code for a protein of 532 amino acids. The transcript has 2 exons.